AUGAACCCAUACGAAACCAACCCGGCAAAAAUACCAGCCAGUGACCGAUACUCUGACAUUCCACUUUAUGGUCGAUACUUUCCUGCUUCAGACGACUUCCAGCCGGACCCCAAGCACGCCAACUCGGUCUCAGAAGAUUCGCUCAAGUACUGGACCUCUGUGCUUGACCUCUGCAAUUCUUCCAAUAGAAUAUAUGAGGGCUUAGAGGGGGCUCGAGAUGUAUUUGCCCUCGGUAGCGUCAUCAUCAAGUCAAGCCAUCUCCACCCUCGGCUUGAAGGCAAACGCGCAAGUCGAGACUUCUCCUACGCAGAUGCAAAUGAAGUGCAGGCAACUGCCCUGGCAAGAACCGUGUUAAAAGAUGUCAAAGUUCCAAGCAUCUACUUUGCAAGCAAGAUCAAUGGCAGGGAGGUCUUGGUGCAGGAGAGGAUUGCUGGUGUCGGCCUCAACAUCGCAUGGCAAUAUAUUUCCGCGGCACAAAAACAGCUAUUCAAAGAUGAAGCACGCAAUAUCUUGCGAAGCUUGAGCAAGGUCAAACCUCCUUCCUCAAGCACUUCACGCUCCUAUAUCAUUGAAGAUGUGGAUCCUCAAGCACAUCGAGGCAUCCAGAAGCUCGAGUACGAUACUCUCUUUGGGGAAGAUAAUGUUGAUCCAGAUCUCUCAUGUAUGCAUAACGACUUUACUCUGUCGAAUUGUAUUGUGAACAAUGACAAGAUCGUUGGGCUUGUUGACUGGGAGAUGGCAGGCUACUUUGGGUGGAAGACAGCUGCUCAGGUGCAUGUCAAGAUUCGAACCCCCCGGCGGGAGAGCUUCGCAGCGCUUGAUCUGUCUGAAGAUCUUUUGAAUGACAUCCUUUUCUGGAACGAUUUAUAUGAAGUCUAA
Molecule: messenger RNA, 879 nt
Organism: Pochonia chlamydosporia 170
Lineage: Eukaryota; Fungi; Ascomycota; Sordariomycetes; Hypocreales; Clavicipitaceae
Product: PHD transcription factor protein
Exons: 1
Coding region: 1-879 (292 amino acids)
Source: RefSeq, a predicted model, not a curated record